Messenger RNA from Pogonomyrmex barbatus (red harvester ant), 8869 nucleotides. RefSeq names its product PDZ domain-containing protein big bang (gene bbg). Gene Ontology annotation, molecular function: protein binding. The record is from RefSeq and is a predicted model, not a curated record. Lineage: Eukaryota; Metazoa; Arthropoda; Insecta; Hymenoptera; Formicidae.
GAGGGACGGUGUUCGUAAUCAAAGGGGCAAUCCGCGUUGCGGCCGCGCCGUGGAAGAAAGUCAGCCUACCGAGCGGCUCAUCAGUCCGGCACGGUGCGGUGUCCCGAAUGCACGUUGAACCAUCGAUUUUUCGCGCGUUCCCUGCCACGUGAUUCCGUUCCGAGCAGCACGCACGCACGCAGCGACCGCACGCAGCGAACGCACGUUCGUUCACCGGCACCGAGCACCGGAACCCACCAGUCCCGGACUCCGGAUUAACUUCCGAAGCGAUACGUCUCUCGAUCUCGGCGGUUCCGCGACGCCGCGAAACAGCGAUCCGUCGAACGUCCAUCGAACGUCCAUCGAAUCUCGACAGAAAUAUUCGCGCGCGUGCAAAGGGAAUAUUCUACUGGAGAACGCACGUGCGAGCUGUCAAGAGACACGAGUGCGCGAGAGGAUUAAAAAAAAAAACGUGAGGCCGAGUCCUGUACGGAGUGUUGCACGGGCCGUGGUAACGAUCGAAGGAUUUAGCAAUGCCUAUGAAUGGGAGUGGCCAGCAUUCCAGUGGAGCGUAAAGAUCAGCGAACUUGCCAUGAAUUAAGAUCAACCUGGAAAAUGGAUAUCGCCAAGGGCACAACGGAGGAGUUCGUGACGGUGGUGAGCGUCGGCAGCCAGCCGAUGUCGGAGAAUUUCGUGACCGUUCUGUCGAUCGGAAAUAGAAAGAAGGACGAUGAGGAGUCGUCGGCGGCGAGUAAGAAUCUGGUGAACGGCGUGGACGGCCAUCUCGAGGAGGAAGUCGAGGUUUUCAGAUUGCCCGGGGAACGUCUGGGUUUCGGAUUGAAAUUCGAAGGCGGCAACAAGACGUCCGAGAGAGUCAGAAGGCUGUUCGUGCAAAGCUGCGCGGAGCAAAGUCCGGCCAGUAGAGCGAAAUGUUCGUGGGGCACCUUAGGCGAAGGGGACGAGGUACUUUCGAUCGACGGUAUACCGGUGACACACAUGACCCGGUUGGACUGCGUGAGAAGAUUGAAGGAGUCGCAAUUGGUCAUCAGGCUGAUGGUGAGAUGCCGCGGCGCCCUCAGACCGGAAGUGGUGAGCGCCGAGAGGAAAAUUGAAAGAAAUAAAGUGCCACCGGAAUUACCGCCGGCACCGCCGCCGGUGCCACCGAGGAAGCUGAGACAUCCUCGAGGAUCUGCGGAUGGCGAGGCGAAUCCUAGUCCUAUUAAAAAAUCAUGGGACAGUCCGAAAUCGCAGAAUGGAGUGCAAAAUGGAUCGCAGAACGGCUCGCCGGGCUCGCAAUUACAAUGCGUGACUAAAAUAAACUCGUAUGAGAGUUGCGAGUCCUCGCCGAGAAGUGUCAAUGGAUCGAAUCAGGAAAGCCCGAAGGAAUCUCUAAAGGACCGCCCGGAAUUCGCGAAAUCGAAGCAGGAACCGCCGGAAGCGAUGGUUUAUCUGGACGCGCGGUCGCAAUGCGGUUCCACGCAUGGCAGUACGUCCGACGACACCGGCAGCUCCAUGUCCACCGUGAUGGAUAGAUUCUCGACGUCCGAUCGCGUGUCGACCAUCUCCACGACCUCCACGGCGUCGACCGCCGGUUCCGAGCAGCCGAACGAAUUCUCGAGCGUCGAUCGCGACUCGGACCGGCCGUCCGAUCAGGACGUGCUGCUGUCGCGAGCGAUCUGCCCGCUCGAGCAUCUCGAGCGGGACUUCUCGAAUCCGCCCGAUUAUCUGCUCCGCCGUCUCGCCAGUUCCGAGGCAGUGACGCACGUGGAGUCGCGGGGCGAGGUCGAGCGGAUCACGGCGGUCGUCGCACCGAACACGGUGCUGAUCGAGGAGACGAUCACCCUUCAGCCGCCGCUCAGCUUUCAGGACGCCCCGCUGAGUUACGGGCACGAGGCCAGGCCGGAUCUCUUCUAUACGGCCGACCUGGCCGCCGACUCGACGACGCAUUUCAGGCCAAUUAAGGACGACGUGGAGCUCGUGGAACGCGUCAACGGCAACCACGAGGACUUCCGCGAGGCGACCUGCGUCUCCGGCACGGAGAGAUGCAACGGCGACAGAUCGUCGCCGCCGCCGUUGCCGGCUAGAAAUCACGUUAAUAGGAUCUGCGUGAAUCAGACGCAGCAGGCGAGCGAAUCGGGAAACGAGGCACAUUCGCGAAUCUCCGCGACGGUGCCGGUCUCCCCCGAGAGAGAACUUCCGGAAGCUCCUGUAUUACCGCCGAAACCGUUGCCGAGAAAAGACGUUAAGGCCAGACGGAAAAGACCACCUCCGCCGCCUCCACCGCCGACUAUAACGCCGCGAAGAGAAGUUAAACCUUCGUCGUCGAACGAAUCUAAUCACGUAACGAAAAAAGAAAACGAGCAUCUCUCUCAAGGUAAAAGCACAGAACACGGUCGAUCAGAAAAUUGCAAUUCGUCGAAUAAAAAUAACGAAAUUCUCGACGGAAAGAAUAAAAAAAUUGAAGAUUUAAAUAGCAAUCUCGAGAAAAAGCCAGACGUGAAAGAUGCUUGCCUUAAUGAGAAAGACAAAAUUGCAAAGGAAGAAGAUACACAGACGAAUAAAGUCUUUGAGAUUAUCGAGAUCAGAGUGGCCAAAGGUUUGCAGUCUGAUCAGAAGAAGAAUAUUGUAAAAAAUAAGCCAAACAACGCGAUGGAAACUGUAAAUUACGAAAAUAAUAAAGUUACAGAUCAAGUAACUAGUAGAAGCGAACAAGAUCAAUUGCAAACGACGAAUAAAAUUCUCUCGGAGCAUCAAAACUCAAACUUAGAAUCAGUCGGUAAACACAUUGACGAAUCAAAUAAUGAAGAGGAAAAACAUGCACAAUCAGAAAAUUCUUAUCAAGAAGAAACUAGGACAAAUGAUCAGGAUACUUUUAAGGAAAUAUUUCCGGUAAACGCGGAAAGCACUUUGUCGUCCGAUAAUUCUACAGUGCGAGAGAACGAGGAUAACGAAACUUAUCGAUCGCUUGACGUGGUGAACGACGACAUAAAAAAUCCAAAGAUAAAUCGGAUAUUAGACAACGAGGAAGUGACGGAGGAAGAAGACACCACCGACGAAAGUGACGACGGCGAUUAUUAUUGGCAAAGUAAUCUCGCUACCAUUGGCGAAGAGGAAGAAACUUCCCUGGAAUAUGUAAACGCUAACGCAGACGUGAAUGAUUCCAGCGAGCGUACGGCGGAGCCGGAAGAAUCGUCUCCUGCGAUCAAGAAAGAUGCGUUCGUUAAAAACGUGCGAGAUGACGAAGCAGUCCGCGUGAGCAAGAUUGCAGAAUACACGGAGGAGGAAAGCAAGAACCCGAACAAAGACACGGUAAAUGGUAAGAUGGAGAAUUGCGGAGGCGGUCAGCGCCUGCCCCCGGACGGGGACGAAUUUCCAGCUGCGUACCAAGAAUUCAGCAACAGUAACAACCAGCCAUCGUAUAGAUAUAUCGCCGCGACAAGGACGGCGACGAUAACCACGAAUAUCGGAGGAUUGUGCAACGAGAACGAAUCGUUCCAUGCCGGCGAGGCUCUUAAAAUGCUCGCGAACGACAGCAACGUUGUCGGUUCGAGGAGCAUUAUUCUAUCCGAUAGCAAGAUGACGUUCACAGGCGGUGAAAACGUGAGGCAGGAUAUAAACAAAGUCGCUUUGGCAAAUAUGGAGAGCGUCCGAUCCGAGAUGGGCAAGGCUGUGACGGCCACUGUGGAUAAUAUAUGUCAAGACGUGAAGUCCACCGAGAUUACUAACGAGGAGAAAAAAUCGUCUUAUCACAGUUCGGAAGAUAACGCGAAGAAAAACGCUCCCACCGUCACGGGCAGUUCUCUUUAUUCUUGUCAGACCAACAGCAAUUUAAUGAUGAGCGAGAAGAAAACGGAGAUUGCCGGAUAUUGUCACAAGGACGUGGUGACGAUCGACGAAGUGCCAAGCCACGUGGAAAAGGACACGCCUGUUGAUAUCCCGCCGCCUCUACCAUUGACAGGUCCACCGAAAAUGGAGCAAGUGAUUUUGCAUGCGAGAAAUGUUCCUACGAUGGAAUCGCCGCAGAGAAAGUUUUCCUUGAACGGCGAUCUGUGGAGGCAGGACGACAAGUCCGAACGAUCUGUUCGAGACAAGAUCGCCAUGUUCUCGUCGCAGAGCAGCCUUGACGCGCCCGUAUUCCCCAAUGUUAUGACAGCGGCGGCAGCUACGAACAGCAGCAAACGUCUGUCCAAGUACAAGUCCUCCGAAGACGUUUACUGCGAUGACAAGAGCAACGGUCAGAAGGAGAGGCCGUCCUUUUUCGCCGACAGGACGCAAAGCUCCUUCGACCUCACCGAUUCGGCCAAGAGCACCACAGGGAAUGAUUCCGUGAAGAAAUACAGCCUGAGAACGCCUAGUUUACCUCAGACCACUCUGCCUACUCUGUUGAGUCCAACUGUCCAAACUGCAAGAGUUCCAAAGACGCUACCGAUCAUUCCGCCGAAAACUACGUCGCUGCCCAGCCCGUUGUCAUCUUCGUUCGACAAGCAAAAUUUCUUAAAUAUGACGAUGAAAAAUUAUAGUCCGAACACCACCGAAAAUAGCAACUUGCCGAAUUCCGUGUACUCGAAUAUCGAUAAAACUGUAAGCCCUUGUAAUAAUUCUAACAACUCGAUCAAGACAACGAGCACGCCUUUACUGACGCGAGCCACCAGCUUUUCGGCACCUUUCGCGCAAGAUCGAAAUACUCUGACAACCGAUUCCAUCAAUAACUCACAAAUCUCGAGAACGAAUUCCUUGGCGUCCACCUUCAGACGACCCGGAGAAGACGCGAGGAGGAGCAGCUUGAACCAAUUAAUCGAGCAGAGACGAAGAUCGAUAUCGAAACUACGUGGUCUGGUUAUACCGGAAAAAGAUACCGUGCCAAUCGAUCAACCUAUCAUCGAUCUACCGGAAAUUAAAUCACGAGAUUCGAUAUUAUUACAUCAGAUAUCAAAGGCAAACAUUCAGGACAAAUGGGGAUCGCAAAGUUCCUUGACAAGCAACGCCAGCACGGCGAGCCAGCCCUUGAAGGCGACGACGUCCUUCAAGAUGCCGGCGCCUCAGAUACAUUCCAAGUAUUCUCCGGCUUUCAAGAGAAAGUCCCUGACGGUCUACGGCACGUCAGUGACGACAAGCUCCUCGAUAAACGGCAACAGCCCGACUCUUAAAAAUUCUCAACCGACCGCGACGUUUUCGGAGCCACCGAAAAGCCUGGAAAGUAUCUGCAGCCCGACGAGAAGCGAUUACAGCUUCGAGUUCGCCUCGACCACCAGCUCGCCGGACGGCUCGCGUACCAGACCGAGGACGAUGCAGAGGAAGGCUCGCUUGGAUUACGACGAUUCCGACAACGAUUCGGCCGUUAGUAGCUCUCAGAGCAGCAUAUCCCGCGGCUUCAGUCCGCCGAUGUCUCCGGUACCGUCGGAAAGAUCCACCAUUUCGUCGGAGAGAUCCUACGUUUCCACGGAAUUAAAUUGCCCGCGUCGGCCCUUGAUCGCGGACAGUCUGAGCAGAAUCUCGAUCGCGCGGGAUGUCCGAGAUCCUAUUGCCGCGUCCGAUAAAGAUCAAUUCGCCUCCAGAAUAGGCGUUCUCGGUGAACGUGCGUACUUGGCCGAGAGAUCGUCUUCCAGCAGCAGCGGUUCGAAUCCACGCUCGCCGCAGCCGAACGAGUUCAUUUCGAGGAACUCGCAGAUCCCUCAGAGACAGCUGAGGCGGUCGAACAGCACCGACACGAACUGCAGCACGUCCUCGACGCUUACGUCCGGAUCUCAGGCCAGCGCCGAGUCCCUGUCUCGAAGAGUAUUGAAGCCGCAGAGUGUUGAGGCGAUAAAUCGGAAGAACAUUUUGGCCAGCGCUAGAUGCCGCAGCGGCAGAGAUCUCAACGGAUCGCCGCUGAUCCAACGAAAGUUCUCGGAUGACGAAGACGCCGCGAGGGGAGCCGUCGAGAACGGCGGUGCCAUUCAUCAGAUGGGCAAUAACUUGGAGAACGAUGCCGCGAGCAAACAAGACAUCAAGAUCGCCUACAUAGAAGUCGCGGAUCCCUUCGCGGAGGACGAAGAUUCGUUUCAGAAGAAAGAGGAGAAACCUAAAUUGCCGCCGAAAAUGAGCUUUCCACCACCGGCCGCUAGACCGCCCAAGUCCGAAAUGUUAGAGCCGUCAAAUGACCUCAAAAUGUGGGUUCGAGCGGAGGCGAAGACUUUGGCGCGAUCCAUGGAAGAAAAAGUGAACAAUAAGUACGACAAGAGUCCGUCCAUCGCAGCUCAAAAUUUGGAAACUUCACCCAUCGUUCGCGCAACGAGAAACAGUUGUGGCUCUACAUUCAACGAGCCUGUUAGUACAGCUUCCAAUGGUGAUUUGUCUUCAAAGAACAGAACUAUGGUAAACGAAACGAAGAUCGCCAUGGUGGAAAAAAUGCAAGGCAGAGCAAGUUUAACUCCCAGAAAAAACACGGAAGAUCAAAACGAUCUCUUGACAAUUUUAACGACAAAGAGCCGCUCCAGAUCAGCUAUUCACGUCGACGAGGGCACUUUCGGCAGAUCGAAGAGCCAGAUGAGCCUCGAGGAUAUUCUCGGCGCUAAGUCAGAUUUGAAGUUACUCCGCGCACAGAGUAUGGAGCCGAAAGUCGAGAAGAACGGCACGAUAACAACGAGCUCGCCGAUAAAAUCAGCUUGGGACGUGAAGGAAAAUCGAUACGGUCGAAGAGGCUCCAUCACAUCGAAUGAUUCCUGGUCGGAGGACAGAACCUUCAUCUCGAAGAUACCUACUUUGGGAAGAAACAAGGCUGUCGACAGCGGCGACGAGACGUCGGAAAGCGUGGAAAGAAUGAGAAGCGUGACAGCGUCGAAGAUCCCGACCUCCCGUAGCUUGAAUCGACGCAGCGUCAGCGUUACGGAUAUGAAGAAGGCCCUAGAGAAGACUGACGUGAGUCCCGUGCAUGGCCAGUUACAGCAGAACGCCGGCAGUAGCGCCCACAAUCGAUUUCCAAGUCUGGACAGCAGCGUGGACGAGAACAUCGGCACGGAGACGGAGGCCGACAGAUGCUACGGCGAGCAAUUCGGCAGUAUCAGUUCACUGGCCAGCAGCACCAGCCUGAUCUCGCAGCAGGAGCUGGCGCAGCUCGUCGAGGAGGCGAGCUUGGAGGAGGCACGUGGGGCGCACGACGUCAUAGUUGUUUUGCUGCACAAGGAGAACCCGACGGGCAGCGUCGGCAUCACUCUGGCCGGCGGCGCGGAUUGCGAGGUGAAGGAGAUCACAGUUCACCGAGUACUGACGCACUCCAUCGCGGACAAGGACGGCCGGGUGCAGAGGGGCGACAGGAUCCUCAGCAUAAACGGCCGUAGCACGCGAGGUCUCACGCACAGGGAGAGCAUGGCGGUGUUGAAGCAGCCGAGGUCGGAAGUCGUGCUGGUCGUGUCGAGAGUCAGGAUGGAGGAAGGCUGUAAGCUGAGAUCGCGGACCGCGAGUGUCGAAACCAUCGUUGAGGGGUUAGAGACGAAUGGAAACGUGGAGGACACCGCGUGGGGACCGCCGUCCACCGUGGCGGUCUACAAGGAUGGAGCUGGUCUAGGAUUCAGUCUGGAAGGCGGUAGGGACAGUCCCCUCGGGGACAGACCUCUGAUCAUCAAGAAGAUAUUCACCGGGGGUGCUGCCGAGAAAACGGGUGCCUUAAAAGCGGGGGACCAACUGCUCGAAGUAAACGGUAACGAUGUAACACGAAUGUCGAGGAUAGAAGCGUGGUCAUUGAUGAAAAAGCUACACGACGGUGAAGUGAAUCUCCUAGUCAGGCAUCCUGCCACCAAAUCCUCGUGAAAAAUACGAAAUCCCAAUCGUAUGAUGAUAAAGACGGAAUGUAGGAAUGUGCCAAGCAAGCGACUGGAUAAUGUUUCGAUCGAUAUUUGUUACAUAGGCUUAAUGAUUAAUAAGGUAUGUUAUUAAUUUGUUUUCUUCAAGAGAUUUUUAAAUGCGAAUCAAUAUCACACGCGAGAGGCUUGCUCUGUCGAGCCUUGUAAAUUCGAAUGAUGUCUCGCUGCUCAGUCGAAAUCAGAACGCAAUCUCGCCGAUUUAUAAAUAUUAGAAAUAAUUUAGAGCAUCUAUAAAUAAACCGAUAGCUAUCACUGCUCUAAUAAUCGCCUAGCUAUCCGUUAUAAAAUCAACAGACAGCUUGUUAAUUAAUAAAAAAUAAAAAUGGCAAGCCUGUAAUUUACUGAUUUCCGAUCAGGUGUCUCACUUUCAUCAAAUAUCUUGUGCUUAUAUAAAUAGCGAUAAAAUAACACAUGCUUCCUAAAUAACAUGCAACUUUACGGUACAUAACAGACGUAACUGCAUAUUCAUUGCAAUAAAAUCCGUAGCGCAAGAAGAAAUCUAACUGUUGCAAAUUUCUAAUCUAAAUCGGCAAUACAAAGUGCAAUAUCGUACUCGAAUGCAGCGAUUAAAGGUGGAAUAAUAUCUUCGUUCUAUAAAUUUUAUCGAGAAAAGCAGCGAUAUAUCUUAUCAGUAUCAGUGUAAUGUAGUUAUAUAUUUUAACGGCAAAGUAUACACGGGAAUUUCGAUGUAUGCCAUACGCAAGUGAACUAAUGUUACUGAAAUGAAAUAGGUAGGCAAUGUCAAUAAUCAUUUAAUUAAAGCGAUACGUCAUUGAUGCGAAUUGCUCAUACGACAUUAAUUCCAUAGUGCCGGCCGUGCAGUAAUAGUUCGAAUUAAGGAUUUGCGACAAGCAAAAUAGCUGAGUAAAUAAUUGAAGUAUGAGCCUGAUUGUAGAUUGCCUAUUUCUAAUCGACCCUAGCUACCCUGUCGCCUAUCCCUAUUAUAGUGGUUCCUGUUUUUUACUUAGAAUACAAAUAACAAAAUAUUUUCGUACGAAAUGGCGAACAGAACCAAUAGGCCGUUACAGCUCUGAGAAAAAGAGAAAAAAAGA